CGUGCGUGCGUUUCUGCUGAACUUUCUCCGGCCUGAAUAUAAUGUUUAUCAUAAGCAAAGCCUCUCCGGUUGAAAACUCGACACGAGAACCUGGAUUCAAUAGAUACUAAAACUAUUGUUUUCACUCAUAUAUAACCUUUAACCUAGACUCAUCGAGACGAAAACAACUUCGUCAGCCAGCUCCGAACUGAACUUUUGAUACCGCUGACCAAAAACCCUUAACAACAGACUGGUUUAGUCAUACGGAAAACCUUUGAAGAAUAGAAGAAGAAAAAAAAAGUUGUCAGCUAAUCUCUUUUAUUGGGUGUUGUAGAACACCUACAGACACCCAGUCCACAGGGGUCAACAACAAUUACAAGAGUGAUUAAGAAUGGUGCCUACCCGAAAGAAUUGUGUUCUGCUGAAGAUGUUCACUCAGCCUAUUGUUGAUGUGAACCUAGCCGUUGUAUUGAUUUAAUCAUGUUCUUUAGUACCCUUUUCAAACAACAAGAAAAACUGUCUCGAGUCUGUAGAAAGCUUGGUCAUCCAGUGAGUUUAAAUACUCCAAGGUAUUGUGUUGACAGAACUGGUGUACGUUCGUAAGUUUGUCAAACUCGAAUAACGUGGCUCACAUGUCAAGCAUUCAAGUGAUGCUUGUAUAAACAACUCUAAACACAACAUUUCGAAGGAGCCACAGCGUUUGUAAUUAAGAACUGUGUGGCUCAGGUGAUUUACACGAAACAACCAGAUGCUGGCAGUUGGACUUACAAGCAGUACUCGAAAACAAAAUAAACGACAAAAACUAGCCUAAAUUUGCCUUCUUCUUACAGACUAAAGUCCAACAGCUUUUAAUUAGUUCAGUCGUAACGCUGAUGAAACUGUGCGUGUAAUUUGUAAUUUUACACGAUAAAAGACACGUAAUACAUAGAAACUGGCGAAUUAACAAUCUUGGUAAACCCAAAGAUUGAACUGCAACAAACUGUGGUCAUCUGAAACUUUCAUCAACAAGUCAAAAUUGGCACGUAAUAACAAUAUACUGUGGAGAUUAAAGUGUUGCCUUUUAUUAACAAAGUAAAUAUAUUAUAACCAAUACAGGAAUUUCAGUUCAAAGACUGUGACUGCCCUCUGCUGAAGCCUAUAUACAAACUCCAUGACUUCUGGACAAUUUCAUUUAUGGGUACAUUGGAAUUAGCCCAAGUUGCACAACCUAGAAGGAUGGUAUCAUAUCCAUUAACAGUUUGUACUUUUAUAAUGUUAGUAAAGGCUUCGGUAGCGUGCCCAAAUGCCUGUUUUUGUGAUGAAAAUUUCCUGUAUGUUCGUUGUAUGAGCGAUGGGAUAUGGCGAGUACCACUUGACAUACCAAAAACGGUGAUUCGGCUUGAGCUCCGGAAAUAUAUAAUUCCAUCCUUAACCUUUAGAAACCUAGAAGGCUUCGUACAAUUAAAAGACCUCAAACUACAGCAAACACAGAUCAAGACUAUUAAUAAUGAAACUUUUUUGAAUCUUCAUGCACUGGAACGUCUAGAUUUAAGUCAAAAUCUACUUUAUAUUUUAAAAAAGGGAACUUUUGAUGGUUUAUUAGCUUUGCGUUAUUUGGAUAUUUCAUCUAAUCUCCUUGUCUCUUUUGACGAGGCUUUUCGAAACCUGUCUUCUAUAGAAAAGCUGAACCUUGGCGACAACCGAAUUCCUCAACUUACAGUGAAGAGUUUAACAGGGCUACAGAACGUCCGAUAUUUGAACUUAGAACUAAAUAAUAUAUCUACAAUUCAAAUGGGAGCUUUCCAAUAUUUGAAAAAUUUGGUUCACUUAACUUUAAGCAACAAUCCCCUUAUUACCUUAACUCGUUUGGAUUUUUUUGGCUCUAGACUCCAAUAUAUUGAUAUUUCAAACAGUGGCAUACAACAUGUGCCCCAAAGCUUGACACGAUUUGUGAGAGACUUAAGGCUGGCUAAAAAUAAUAUAACCUACAUCAGAACAGGAGAUUUAGAAAGUUACCAAUAUCUUGGGCUUCUUGUCCUGGACGACAACAACAUAUCAGAAAUUGAAAAUGAUGCCUUGGGGAGGCUUGAGUUUUUGAACAGGCUUUGGUUAAAUGGUAAUAAAUUGAGGUCAAUCCCAAUGAACUUACCACCUUGUUUGCAAUCGCUUUACAUGGAAAAUAAUAGUCUGAAAGAACUUCCAUCUUUCAGUUUCCAAGGACUGAUCAAUUUGGAACACUUGUAUCUUCAGAAAAAUGUAAUUGAAUAUCUACACAAAUGUGCCUUCUGCAAUCUUUUUAAUUUGAGAAGCCUGGACCUUCAAGCUAACAAGAUAAAGAAUUUGACAGUUGGUGUUUUUGAAAAACUUGCCCAACUUGAAACCUUGAAUCUAUCACAGAAUAAGAUUAAGAUGAUAGGAUCAAGGUGCUUUGUUGGAUUGGACAACCUCAAAACUCUUCAGAUUUCCCAUAUUUCUUCCAUCAUCUACUUUGAUGAACUAGUUUUCGACACACUGAAAAAUCUGAUCAAACUGGAACUGUAUGACAGCUCUCAUUUAUCUCACCAGGUGCUUAGAUCUACUGGAGUCCUUCAUGCCCUACAUAAUGUUAGAGAACUAAAUAUCAUGCACAAUGACCUAACCAGUUUGAGAUCUGACUUCCCUUCUUUCUUCCCUAACUUAGAGAUUAUCAAAAUGAGUGGUAACAAAUGGCACUGUAAUCAAUCUAUUUUGUGGUUACAGAAAUGGAUCACUACCUCACACAUCCAAUUUUACCAGAGUUAUGAUGUUUACUGUUCUUCUCCUCUUCAACUUCAAUUUAAGCCAAUUAUGCUUCUAACAGAAAAAGACCUCACAAUCAUACUGAAUGAAACAUCUAAAAUGGAGACAAAAAAUGAUAAUCUGGAGAAAGAUGAUGUGAAAUUAUAUGUAACAGCAACACAAUUCCCAUUAACCACAAACAAAUCUUCAGGAAUGUUUGUACCAGUGUAUGGUACACAAAUGUCAGUCAUGGUGAACAAAAGCCAAUCUAGAAUUUGGAUGACAUCUAAUAAAUCAAACCUUCCAGGCAAUUCAGAAGCACAAUUAAACACCACAGAAAUAAAAUCUUACAAUGAAACUCUCAACUCACAAUACAUUCUAUCUUCAGGUAAUAUUGAUAUUCAUAAUAUGGAUGCUAAUACAACAAAUGCUCAAACAAUAAAUACCAGUUCAAAGAUAAUUCAAGCUGAUAAUCUUACAGGUGGAAUUGAAAAUACCUUAAGUUCAGAUAACAUUAGUAACAUAUCUGCAUUACUUGCAGAAAGUUUAGAAUUAACCAACUUUGCACUACAAAUAUACAACACAACUGAAAGUUUUUACAAUUAUAUAACAAAGCAUGAAAAAAUUUCAUCUCACAAGAAACUGUACAACUCCUCAAUUUUCAGUGCUCAUGUUCAGGUCCACAAAAUAUCUAGUAAUCCAACAAUGGCUCUAAACAUUUCAUUUUCAAUAGCUGGGGGUUGCAUUUUUGUAAUUUUAGGAUUUGUAGCAUUAGUCUCUAUAUAUCGACACUGGAAGUUCUCUUUUAAUGAUAAGCAAUGUCAACUUCAGAGAAACAACAGCAUUUCAUACAGUCCACAAAAAGAUGAGGUUUCUAUUCUCACAGUAACUGAAAAUACAACAAGACAAAAAAAUGGCCCCAAUCAUGAACUAGGAAACAAACUGUAUGAUGUUAUGGUGAACAUUGAUGAGUAUCAAGAUCCAGCAACAGCAGUUUUUCCCUAUCUUCAGUUUCAGGAAUUACUUCCUCAGACUUUGGAUGAAAAUGGACAUAUUCUCAUAUGAGAUUCCAAGCAUGCAGGUCCAUGAUACACAUGACUUUUAUGUACUGACUUGUCUUUUCAUGUUACCUACUCCACUGGAACAAGGUGAGACAUCUUUCACUACAUCUGUGUAGUGUUGUACCAUUUUCAAGAAGCCCAAAGUGCCAGAAUUAUAACUUUGAGGGAAACUAAUAACUAAAUAAGCCACCAAAGAUGGAAUAAUGGUACUAGUACUGUCCUGCUAAACCAUUUCAAUAUCUAUGGUAUUUUUUACAUAUAUAAAUAGUAUUUUCACAAUAUGUAAAAAAAACCUCUCCACAUGAAAGCUAUACACAUUAUUUAGCACAAUACAGCUGAUAAACAACAAAUUUUAAAAUCUUCAGUUGAGUGAGGAGUUUAUGCAUGUAUGAAGUGUACAUUUUAUGCUAGUACAUAAUUCCUUAAGCUCUUUCCUUUCACAGUAUGUAAAUGGGCAUUUUUGAAGAUGAUUCUCAGAAUUCAUAAAAUUAGCAAGGUACAUGGGCAUCUGCAGAAAUUUUGCCAGGGAGGUACGUGGGGUGGGGGCAAAGUAUUGUGAAUUGAAUAAAAAAUUCAUAUACAUAUGCUGAAUGAAUAAAGAAAGAAUUAUGUUUCUCAUUUUCCAGGUGGGGCAAGUGCCCCCUCCCCUACAUGUUGAUUGCCCAUGACAAGGUAUAAGACAUACGAAAAUUAACCAGUCUGGGAUGUAGCUCAUGCUAAAAGUUCAUAAACAGUUGAUCUAGUGCCCCAAAGAAAGCUGGUAUUAACAACAUCCCAGUUGCUGUUACAUUAGAAUGUCUCAGUAAAAAAAAAUCAUUAAUUACUCAUAUACUUAAUCUCAUGGUAAUUUUUUUUUAUUUUGAUGGACAUGUAAUUAAAUAUCACCAGCAAAAAAAAAUAAAAACGGUUGUGCCAAAGACAAUAUUUUUCGUGAAUAAAUUUAAAAUGAAAUAAGACCCAACUUUUUAGGUUUUUCAAAAAACAAUUUCUCUUUGGAGCCAAAGUACAAUGUUAUGUUUUGUCUUCUUUUCAGUAUUCUCAAUACUGUUUACUUUAAGUAAUAGUGGUAAGUUUAAAUAUUCACAUAUUUGAAAAAAACAAUACUCUGCGCAGACUCAGAUUUUCUUUUUCAAAUUUAGUAUGCUGAUGAAAUAUGUGAUGGAUAAUAUGUGCUAGCAAAUUACUCUGCUUGAUAUUAAGUAGGUUGUCAGUGUUAUCCUAAUGAAAACUUAAUGAAGAGAAAAUACAAAUAACAAAAAUUAUAUGAGACCAUUUUUUUGUCUCUUGUGUGAAUGGGUUCAUUCGUUGAAUAAUUUAUUAUCACUAAUUUAAAAUAAUUAUUUAUUCGUAUAGGUCAAUAAAAUACUUGUUCCUUUUAGAGCUAUUUUAUUUCUGUUCAAAAUAAACAACAGUGAAAUGUCAUUUAAAGCUUUAUUAUUGAAACAAAUAUAUUUUUCUACAUGUUUCGGUCACGUUUCUUAAGGCAACCCUAUGACGACCCGAAACAAAUGACUAAACCACAUAGCAAAAUAUCUUUGUUUUUGCAAUUAUAAGCAAUUGUGGUUUAAAUUAUGUAUUACUUUCAGUAAUUAA
Limulus polyphemus (Atlantic horseshoe crab) is the source of this 5369-nucleotide messenger RNA. Its product is annotated as slit homolog 3 protein-like. Gene Ontology annotation, molecular function: protein binding. The record is from RefSeq and is a predicted model, not a curated record. The coding region runs from base 1153 to 3780 and encodes 875 amino acids. The transcript is spliced from 2 exons. Lineage: Eukaryota; Metazoa; Arthropoda; Merostomata; Xiphosura; Limulidae.